AUGACGAACGAAAGCUUAGCACGUUUUCUCCGGAAUCGAAGGAGAUUGCCUCGGAAACAGCGUCAGCAUGAAUCUUCCAGUAAAGCCAAUCGACAGCUGGCACGUGUUCACCGGAAUCAAAGGAGAUUGCCUCGGAAACAGCGUCAGCAUGAAUCUUCCAGUAAAGCCAAUCGACAGCUUGGAAUCGAAGGAGAUUACCUCGGAAACAGCGUCAGCAUGAAUCUUCCAGUAAAGCCAAUCGACAGCUGGUCAAGCGGAAUCCGUCACUGGUCGUCUUCUGGUGGAACCGACAUUCGAAUCUCUUCACGCAACACUUUCACUCGAACUCCGUCGCUGGUCGUCUUCUGGUGGAACCGACCUUCGAAUCUCUUCACCCAACACUUCCACUCGAAAUGGAAGGCCGUCGUCUUCUGGUGGCACUGA
Messenger RNA from Protopolystoma xenopodis, 423 nucleotides. NCBI's taxonomy places the organism in Eukaryota, Metazoa, Platyhelminthes, Monogenea, Polystomatidea, Polystomatidae. The record is from the annotation of a GenBank genome assembly.